GAAAAAUUAGUGAACAAAAGUAUGUUAACUAAUAGGCGAUAACUACAAAUUUGGAUAAUUGUACCCUGAAGAUUACAAGAUAUCCAAGAAGCUUCUAUCCAUCUUCGAUAUCAAAUGCAAUCUAAUAUUGAUGUGUGAAAUUAUUAAAGGAAUUAAAUCACUCAAUUUAUGAUCUCUGCUGCACAUUUUUUCUUCAAAUGCCACCACCAAAAUUAGUCUCCAAUCAAAUUCCAACAAAAUUCUCUUUGGACUUUUAACGUCACAACAAUCCAUCAACAUCAUCAACAACUCCAACAACAACAUCCCGCCCUUUCAUCAUUCAUCACCAAAUCUAAUAAACAUCGACCUAAUGACUAUGGCAGAAGGUACUGACCCUAUGGGGCAUCACAAUGCUGCUUCCCAUCAUCAUCAUCAUCACAAUCAUCAUUACAAUCAUUAUCAUCAUCGGUUGCAACAACAACAACAGUUGCAACAACAACAACAUCAUCAUCAUCAUCUCGAACAACAACAUGAAUUGCAACAUCAACAAGAAUUACACACAAUGGCCGCCCUGUCGAUGGUACAUCAACAAAAUUUGACAUCCUCCGGCGGUGUGACAAAUACAACAAUGACUGCAGCAACAACAACACCAACAGCGGCAGAAAAUAUCAAUAACAACAAUCAACCUUAUGUGACGAACAAUAAUAUGCCAUGGAAACAAAGGAAACGGAAACGUUUAUCAGCUGUUUUAGAUAAGUUACAUAACAACAAUGUUGCUAAUCAUUUGAAUAACAACAAUAACAACAGCAACAACAACAAUAACAAUAAUGUUGAUGAAGAUGGUUACAUUGCCAAACGCUCAAGUAGUGCUGAUGAAGAUUCUGGUGAAGACCUCUCGACUUCGGAAAGCCCACGAAUUAGUGUGAGUCCGCUUCAGUUGGCCGAAGUAAAUGAUGUGGACAAUCAGCUACAUGUUGACAUUAAGACUGAACAACUGCCAAGUCCUUAUGAUAGGUAUUUUCCAAUUCCGUCGCCAUUGUUUGGUUACUAUUUGCAUACGAAGUAUUUGAAUGAAGUAUUUCGUCGGCGUAAUGAUCUCUAUGCUGGUAGUGCAGCGCCAUCUACACCCAGUUCGAUGCAAGAUUCUCCGCCACAAAAGGCUCCAAGUGGUCAUCAAGAUCAUCCACCUCCAUCCCAAGCUCCACAACAACAACAACAACAAUUAUCACAACCAACACCUGCUCAAGCUUCAUCACCACCCAUUCCAUCACCCCGCAGCAUGAGUGAUAGUCGCCAGUCUCCAAAGCAACAACAGCAACAACAACUCCAGCAACAUCAUCCGGAAAGACAACCUAUCAAACAAGAAAUGCCACCACCACAGGAGCGUCCACUUGAUCUCUCAACACGGGGCAAGAAACUCUACACCCCACCCUCGCCCCUACCGCCACUCCCGCCCUCGCCAAUGGCCAUGCCACCACACAGCCCCCAUCAAGCCCACUAUCCCAUGCAACCACCACAUCCAGGCAUGAUCAAAUGCGAGAUUCCAAGUGGAGCUGCAGCACCACCUACCCUCCAUAUGCAACAUGGCGGUCAUGUUGGUGUACCUGUUGUCAAGGGUGACGUUGCAUCACCCACAACCAAGGAAUCCGUCGCAUGGCGUUACAAUCUCGACGUCUCACCUGUGGUCGAAGAGAUGCCACCCGGAUCGGAUGUCGCCUACGUUUGUCCAGUCUGUGGUCAAAUGUUCUCGCUGCACGAUCGUCUGGCCAAGCACAUGGCAUCACGUCACAAAUCCCGCAACCCGUCCACUGACAUUGCCAAAGCCUAUUGCUGCGAAGUGUGUAAUCGGUCGUUUGCCCGCUCUGAUAUGUUAACGCGUCACAUGCGAUUGCAUACGGGCGUCAAGCCCUACACGUGUAAAGUUUGCGGCCAAGUAUUCUCCCGCUCAGAUCAUCUGUCAACGCAUCAGCGAACACAUACUGGUGAGAAACCGUAUAAAUGUCCACAGUGUCCGUAUGCGGCAUGCCGCCGUGAUAUGAUUACAAGACACAUGCGCACCCACACCCGAUAUGAGGCUCAACAGAGAGGCACUAAUAAUAACAAUAAUAACAAUAACAACAAUAGUAAUUUGAAUAACAACAAUAAUAAUGGCAGUAGUGGUGGUAUUAUGGAUUCACCAAUUUUGACAGAUGUCAAAAUGAACAUCCCGCUGUUGGUGAAAAGUGAAAAUGAUCUCGCCAAAGGACAUCAUAAGUCGUCGCCAAUGCAUUUGGCUGGGUUGAGUAUGCCAUUGGUUGUUAAAACAGAAAGUGCUUAAAAAUUUUUAUUAUUUUUGAAGUUUUAAAUAGAUUUUUGACAGAUGUCAUUUUGUAUGACAAUUGGAUGAAAAAUCUCUCCUAUGGAGAGAUAAUGUAGGUUUUUUUUCGUAUUUAUAAUUUAAUUUAGUUUUUUUUUUAAUUUUGUUUUUAUAUAAAAUAAAAAUUUAAAGAAAAAAAAUAAAAUUGAGAUUCCUAAUGGAGAUUAGUAUUUAGAAUAUUUUAAUAAUAAUUAUUAAUUAUUAUAUAUUUUCUUAUAAAUGGCCAGAUAUUUUAAAUUAAAAAAAAAAAAAUAAACCACACACACUAAUAAAAGUCAGAAACGUUAUGGUCACUUGCUUCAAAGCAAAACAAAUCGAACAGAUCUUCAAAAGAAAUAUUAUUUUAUAAAACACAUAAAAAUAGUUAAGAAUUGAAGAUAAUCUCUGCCAAGACUGAGAAUAUUAUUUUUUAUAAAAAAAAUACAACAAUAACAAUAAUUUAGUAAUUUUAUUAUUUAUAAGUUGAACACACAUAAACACACAAAAAAAAAAUAAAAAGACACACUCAAACAUACGUAAAAAAGAAAGAUUUUCCCACAUUAUUGGAUCAAAAUUUCCGUCUCGAAAGAACAAUUUGCCCCUAAAAUUCCACUUUAAACAAAAGUCCCUUGAUUCCCACCCCAGUUUAUAUUAUGUAAAUUAUUAUUCUCUUGUAACGCUUACUCGAUAUUUUUAUUUAUUUAUUUAUUAUUUAAAAUUUUCCAUUCUUAAUUUUAUAAGUUUUCCAAAUUUAACAGCUAAAAGCAUCUAAAACUAUGCAAUGAUUUUUUGAUAAAUUCAUAAACCAUUCCCUAAAUGAAAAUUUAAUAAAAAAAAAAUAUCCUAAAAUUAAUAAUAGAAACACAUUAUAAUUAUUAUAAAACGAAGGUUGUGAAUCCUUAGCGUGUAGUAGCACAAAUUAAAAAAAUGCAUUAAAACAUAAAUAACAAUAAAAAACAAUACAAAAAGACACAAUACACAGUUAUACUUUUAAUUAAUUUUU
This is a messenger RNA of Episyrphus balteatus (marmalade hoverfly), 3317 nucleotides long. RefSeq names its product zinc finger E-box-binding homeobox 1 (gene klu). Gene Ontology annotation, molecular function: DNA-binding transcription factor activity; RNA polymerase II cis-regulatory region sequence-specific DNA binding. The transcript has 3 exons. The record is from RefSeq and is a predicted model, not a curated record. The coding region runs from base 350 to 2296 and encodes 648 amino acids. Gene Ontology annotation, biological process: regulation of transcription by RNA polymerase II. Lineage: Eukaryota; Metazoa; Arthropoda; Insecta; Diptera; Syrphidae.